AUGGCGAUUUCGAAACACGGAUACGGCGCCAUCGCCAUGAUCACUAUCGGCACGCUCUACAACGCCGUCGCCAUGAUCCUCCCCAUGUGGACAGUCAACUCUACUGUCAACCCCGCACUCACCAGUGAGAUCGCCAGCACCAACUUUAAGGCCGGACUCAUGAGCUUCUGCAUCGACAGCGAGCUCGCCAACUCGACCACCACUCUUGAUCACUGCUUCUACUACAAGUUCGGAUCCGGCUACGAGGAUCUCAAGGCCAUCAACGAGACGGUUUGGACCAAGUACUCGGAAUAUGCUACGUGCGAGGGCUACAGCAAGGCUGGAGACGUGAGUGAUGCCGAACGCUUGGCGUACGCGACGGUACUGGCGACGGCUGCCGGUAUGGACGCGACACAGUUCGACAAGUUCCUGGACAAGUCGUGCAGCAUGCUCGGUAUGGGAACCAUGACGUUCGGCGGUAUGAGCAUGUCGAAUGGUCUGAUGGCCAUCAUCGCAAUCGUCGGCGCCAUAACGUGCCGUAAGGGUGACAAGAAGUGGGUUGGCGGCGGCUUCUUCUUGGCGGGCGUAGCGGCCUUUGCAGCCAUGUUGACGUUCGUGCUGUGGCUGGUGCAGGCCGGCCCGUUGGGCGAGAAGGACGACACGUCGUUGAAGACAGCAUUCUUCUUGAUGAUCAUCGCGAUGCUGCACUACCCGUUGGCAAUGUUCAUGUUCUGGAAACACUUGCAGUUGGAGGCGGGAAAGAAUGGGUCUUCGAUGGCCUAG
Molecule: messenger RNA, 762 nt
Organism: Phytophthora nicotianae INRA-310
Lineage: Eukaryota; Oomycota; Peronosporomycetes; Peronosporales; Peronosporaceae
Exons: 1
Coding region: 1-762 (253 amino acids)
Source: RefSeq, a predicted model, not a curated record